AUGUCCUUAAACAAAGUGGAGAAACCCGAAAAACAAGAAGAUCCAAAGAAUCCAGAUGCCCCAGAAGAUCCAGAAAGAGAAGAACCAGAAGCCCCAGAGAACCAGAGGUAUUGUGUUUUUCAAAAACAUAGUACUACGCAAUACUAG
Messenger RNA from Racocetra persica, 147 nucleotides. Lineage: Eukaryota; Fungi; Glomeromycota; Glomeromycetes; Diversisporales; Gigasporaceae. The record is from the annotation of a GenBank genome assembly.